CUGGUUGUUUCCCCGACGCGAGUAACCUCGACGAGCACAGAACGCCGCCCGCCGCCCGCCGCCGUCGUUCGCUGGGUUUCCUCGCCUCGCACCGUCGCACGCUCGUGCGGCCCCAGCCAACGAAGCAGCCAGCGCUCCCCGCCCCCGCACGAAGCUAGGGUUACUGUCGCCGCCGCCCCUCCUCCGGCGCGGCGCCCUCCGCCCCUCCAGGCUUCCCCUAGCCCCGCCCGUCCCCUACCUCCGGCCCUCCGGCCUUCCCUCCCGCGCCCGGUCCUCUCUCCUGCACCGCCAACCAGAGGAGAGGAAUUCGGCUGACUUCUCCAAUCAGAGCAUUGCAGAGGGAAUAUAGUAAUGGAGUUGAUAAAUGCUAACCCUGUGAUUCAUGAGAAAAGAGAGAGGCGCGCCCGGCAGGCACCAGAAAACAUAGAUGAAAAUGCACCAGAGGCCAUAGACCAGCUUGAAAUAUUUGAUCAUAUUAGAGACAUAAAGGACCCAGAACAUCCAUACUCAUUGGAAGACCUUAAUGUGGUAAAUGAAGACUCGGUCGAAAUCAAUGAUGAACUUAGUCAUGUCAGGGUUACUUUCACCCCAACAGUGGAGCAUUGCAGUAUGGCCACUAUCAUUGGCCUUUGCUUACGUGUGAAGCUCAUGCGGAGUCUUCCACCUCGUUACAAGGUGGACAUACGGUUGACGCCUGGAUCACAUGCAACUGAAGCUGCCGUGAACAAGCAACUGAGCGACAAAGAACGUGUUGCGGCCGCGCUGGAGAAUUCAAACCUGCUGGACAUAGUCGAGGAGUGCCUGUCACCGACGCUCGGCUGAGACCUGAGUAGGAUGUAAACCAGUGCGUGGAUACAUUUCCAGACCACAAGAGAUUCCAUACACUACGCCGUUCACCAUAUUAUUACUUUGAUAUUGAAGAAGAAUUCUUUAAUUAGGUGGCACAGGACGUGUGCAUGAAUUUUGAGGCCCUGCGCCUCUCUGUAAGCACGUUGCUGCCGCUUAAGCUCUCGUAUCGUAGUAGUAGUAUGUAGGUUGUCGAGUGCUGCUAUUUUUUUUUUGGAGGAACUGGGUGCUGCUAUGUUUUUGUACGGUCCUGAUUGUACAUCGAGGGAUGUAGUGUGGUGAUCCGUGCUGUAAAAUUUUGUCAUGUUUACGGAAAAGGGUCUAAGUUUAUCCUUUUUCUUAA
This is a messenger RNA of Aegilops tauschii subsp. strangulata, 1189 nucleotides long. RefSeq names its product protein AE7. NCBI's taxonomy places the organism in Eukaryota, Viridiplantae, Streptophyta, Magnoliopsida, Poales, Poaceae. The record is from RefSeq and is a predicted model, not a curated record.